Archocentrus centrarchus (flier cichlid) is the source of this 923-nucleotide messenger RNA. RefSeq names its product ornithine decarboxylase antizyme 1b (gene oaz1b). The record is from RefSeq and is a predicted model, not a curated record. Gene Ontology annotation, cellular component: nucleus; cytoplasm. Gene Ontology annotation, molecular function: ornithine decarboxylase inhibitor activity. Gene Ontology annotation, biological process: positive regulation of protein catabolic process. Lineage: Eukaryota; Metazoa; Chordata; Actinopteri; Cichliformes; Cichlidae.
AACUCCGUGAGCGAUCACUACCGAGCGGAGCGCAGCCGAGAGCAGUCAGGCCGACGUGUCUCUACCCGAGGCCGGAUGGUAAAAUCCAACCUCCAGCGGAUCCUAAACAGUCAUUGCUUUGCUCGCGAGAAAGAAGGAAAAAGGCAGCCUCUUAAUACUACCAUGGCGAAUCUGAGUAGUGGUAUUUGUGACAUGAUUGGGAACCUGUCCCUGCACUGUAGUAGUACCCGCGGCCCAGGGCCUCUGUGGUGCUCCGAUGCCCCUCUCCCACCCCUGAAGAUCCCAGGUGGGCGAGGGAAUGGCACACGGGAUCACACUCCUUCAGCUCGACUGCUCUACUCAGACCGAAAGUUGACUGUAAUGGAGGAGCCACCAGGGAAUGGUCGCCCUGGGAUACUCCACUUCCAAAGUCGUCCCACCGUUACCAAGACAAUAGAGUGGGAUGCUGUCAUAAGCAGCAGUGCACUCUAUGUGGAGAUACCUCUUGACCCUCUUCCUGAUGGCAGCAAGGAGAGUUUCGCAGCUCUCUUGGAGUAUGCUGAAGAACAUCUGAAAGUUGUUAGCGUGUUUGUCUGCUUUUACAAGAACAGAGAUGAUCGUGCUAAACUUGUGCGUACCUUCAGUUUCCUGGGCUUUGAGAUUGUGAAACCGGGCCAUGCCCUCGUCCCACCUCGACCCGACGUUUUCUUCAUGGCCUACAACUUUGACAGGGACUCCUCAGAUGAGGAGUAACCUACUGGACAACCUCUCCACCCCGUGCUUGCAUCUUUUCUUUUCCUCCCCAUUGUAUGGUUUCCCCAUUCAGCCGUGGCUUACUCACAUACUGUCUGUUAAACCCUGGGCUGUAGCUCUGUAUGCAAAUACUCACCUCCCCAUGCUUUUUGUGUUUAAGGGAAUAAAUAAGUUCUGGUUUUCAGCAUCUA